This is a messenger RNA of Oncorhynchus masou masou (cherry salmon), 8423 nucleotides long. Its product is annotated as meiotic recombination protein REC114-like. Bases 94 to 789 code for a protein of 231 amino acids. The transcript is spliced from 6 exons. The record is from RefSeq and is a predicted model, not a curated record. Lineage: Eukaryota; Metazoa; Chordata; Actinopteri; Salmoniformes; Salmonidae.
AACCCAAUCUACAGGCGUGACUCAUGAAUUUCUGAUAUAUAGCUCUUCUGAGAUAUAUAUAUAUAUAUAUUAUUAUUAGAAUUGUUUUUAUAAAUGGCAACUGUACAUAAAUCUAUAUGGACGUUGAAACGCUUUGGACGUUUUUUGCCUGGGACCAAAGAAGACGGCGGUAAUCCAUGGAAGAUGUUUGAGCCCAGUGAAAGCGCGGGUGAAUUGGUGCUCACCAUUGUGGAAUCUGGUCAUAUGUUGGUGUCCCAAGGCCACGAUCUUCUGGAUGGGUUUUCCUUGCUUGAUGCUCCAAGCUACCUCAAAGUUCAGCAGAAAUCAGAUACCCUGCUGUUCCGUCUGACUGUUAAGGGGGAGAGUCGUCUGAUCAGGAUGCAGUUCAGUGGCACCAGGGCUGAGGCCCUGGAGGAGUGUAGCAGUGCAGUACUCAGACUGAAGGAGUACCUGCCUGUCACCACACAGAGGGGGCCCCCACCACCACCACUCAGCUGCCCCCCAACACCCAAUCAGCCCCCUACCAAGACCACUGCACAGAAUCAACAGGCGGGUGCUGGGGAGGCUAUGGCUACUGAACCGGAGGUCGUCCAGGGCUCUUUAUCCAUCAAACGUCUUACCCAGCACUUCCUGGGCGAGCAUGGUCUGUCCCUGCCCCUGGUGUACCGCCACAGUGCUCUGUCCCGUGGGGAGCUGGAGCCCUUUGUCCGCUUGUGUCUCUUGGACCCCAGCUUCCCUGCCUUGGUGGAGGAGGUGGAGGGGGAGCUGAGGAAAGUGCUCCAGGACUGAGGAGCUGAAGCUCAUCAACAUAAACAGCCAGAGAGAGACAGGUCAACUCACUACACACAGUACACAUGUGGGAGGUGGGUUGUGGAAGAGUUGGGGGAUGUGUUGUUCUUCAUGCUGCUGAUUUUGUAAAUGUUUGCUGUAACAUAGUGACCAUUGUGUUGUAGGAGGAUAUUUAAACCGGCACAUGUUGUGGUUUCUAGAAAAGAUUUUCGAGGCAAAGAAACAAAAUGUAUUUUGGAGCCUUUUAUUUUCAAAAAUGUAUUGGUCUCGUAUGUUAUUGGUCUGAUGUUUUAUUGUGGCUAGAGAUACCGUAGCUCCUUCCAUUUCCACCCUAAUGUCAGUCCAUUUGCACUGCAACACACAUGGAUACACUGUAUUUAUAGGACAGGAGUCAUGCAGCUACAGCAGUGCAUUUUGCUAUACCAGCUUCCAAGUGAUCCCACAAUAUUAAAGCUUCACUGAGAAAACCAAACUACCCCCAAUAUAUCUAUAUAUGAAUACAUAUUGCAUAGGAUAAUAGCCAUGCUGUACAAUUUCAGAAAAAUAAAAAUUAAUGAAUUAAGUUGGGAAAUAUAAAAUGUAUUUUUUUCUUCACAUACAGUAUUUGCUAUUGUUUGAACACUCGUACCUCAACAUAUACAAGACAUCCUAAGUUACUCUGAAAAAUAAACACUUAAUUGUAAUUUUAUUUAUAACUAGAUAGAUAUAUAGUAGUCAUUUUCUAUAAUCAUUUUCAAGUAAAUACUGCCAGACUUUGAAUCCCUUGCAUCACAUUUUCACUAUAAUGGCUGUUAAGAGUGGACUUUCCUUUCACUAAAUCAAACAUAGUUUAAUGACAAUGAAUCAGCUGUACAAAGUUAUUUAAGAAUAUAACAGUAUUUUUCAGUUCAGGACAAUUUCAUAAAAAAACAUAAUUCCUUUGGAUGCAAAAUAGCCACACAGACAAGGGAAAACAACAAAGUCUAUUCUGGGCAUCCUAUUGAGUAAUAAUUUGCAUGCGUUUUACAUGAUAUGUAAUACAAAAAGGAUCACCUCUGGUUGGAGGACAUGAUAAAAUGAAUAAAAGAGACAUCAAACGGCACACAAAAAAAGAUGUGCACACCUUUCGUGAUGGAAUUAGUCAUCUCUCCGUCCAGGACUGUUCAUGUAAGACUGAAUAAGGCAUGCUUAAGACAGCCAUCUUGUUCUUUUCUGCCAGUGUUACGCUGUUAUUGUUUUUUCUCAUAAGAGAGAGAUGAGAUAUGCUUCAUUAAAAAUUGCCUGGAGCUCCCUCCUCAGAUACCUUCAUGUGGUCAAGAUAUGCAGUUAGUCAUCUGUUAAUGAAAAUCAGGGGGAGAAAGGAAUUAGUAUACCCUGUGCACAUGAUCACAUUCCUACAGUAUAUCACUUAGUUCAAUGUUGACUUCCAUAUGCCUUAGAUUCCUUUUUCUAAAGGACAGAAUACUCACUGUAACGAGUAGCUUCUCAUUUCGUAUUCCUCUGGCGCACGUUUUUGUCUUUGUGGUUGUUUGUCGAAUUUGUUUUCCUAGUGAAGAAAUACCAAGAGUUUAGUCAGUUCCAGGGGGAAAUUAUGAUAUGUACACUACCAUUCAAAAGUUUGGGGUCACUUAGAAAUGUCCGUUUUUGAAAGAAAAGCACAUUUUUUUUGUCCAUUAAAAUAACAUCAAAUUGAUCAGAAAUACAGUGUAGACAUUUGUUAAUGUUGUAAAUUAUUAUUGUAGCUGGAAACGGCAGAUUCUUUUAAUGGAAUAUCUACAUAGGCGUACAGAGGCCCAUUAUCAGCAACCAUCACUCCUGUGUUCCAAUAACACGUUGUGUUAGCUAAUCCAAGUUUAUAAUUUUAAAAAGCUAUUUAACUUCUUAUGGCUGCAGGGGCAGUAUUGAGUAGCUUGGAUGAAAGGUGCCCAGAGUAAACAGCCUGCUCCUCAGUCUCCGUUGCUAAUAUAUGCAUAUUAUUAUUAGUAUUGGAUAGAAAACACUCUGAAGUUUCUAAAACUGUUUGAAUGAUGUCUGUGAGUAUAACAGAACUCAUAUGGCAGGCAAAAACCUGAGAAGAAAUCCAAACAGGAAGUGAGAAAUCUGAGGUUGGUCGAUUUUCAACCCAGCCCCUAUUGAAUACACAGUGGGAUAUGGAUAAAGUUGCACUUCCUAGGGCUUCCACUCAAUGUGAACCGUCUUUCGAAACUUGAAUGAGGCUUCUACUGUGUUGUGGAUGGGAGCUCUUUGAGUCAGUGGUCUGGCAGAGAGCCAGGUCCUGGUCACGCGCAUUUCACAUGAUAGCGACCUGCGUUCCAUGGCUUCUCUACAGACAUAGGAAUUCUCCGGUUGGAACUUUAUUGAAGAUUUAUGAUAACAACAUCCUAAAGAUUGAUUCUAUACUUAGUUUGACAAGUUUCUUCGACUUGUAAUAUAACUUUUGGAAGUUUACGUCCGACGUUCGAAUGGACCUGCACAAGUGUUGAUUUGUGUACAAACGUGCUAACAAAAGUAGCUACUUGGACAUAUAUAAUGGACAUUAUCGAACAAAUCAAACAUUCAUUGUGGAACUAGGAUUCCUGGGAGUGCAUUCUGAUGAAGAUCGUCAAAGGUAAGGGAAUAUUUAUAAUGUGAUUUCUGAUUUCUGUUGACUCCAACAUGGCGGAUAAUUGUAUUUAUUUUCUGAGCGCCGUCUCAGAUUAUUGCAUGGUUUGCUUUUUCCUUAAAGUUUUUUUUAAAAUCUGACACAGCGGUUGCAUUAAGGAGAGCUAUAUCUAUAUUUCCAUGUCUAACAAUUGUAUUUAUCAACAUUUAUAAUGAGUUUUUCUGUAAAAUGAUGUGGCUCUCUGCAAUAUCACCGGAUGUUUUUGGAACUAGUGAACGUAACGCGUCAAUGUAUACUGAGAUUUUUUUUUUAUAGAAAUAUGAACUUUAUCAAACAAACCAUACAUGUAUUGUGUAACAUGAAGUCCUAUGAGUGUCAUCUGAUGAAGAUCAUCAAAGGUUAGUGAUUAAUUUUAUCUCUAUUUGUGCUUUUUGUGAUUCCUCUCUUUGGCUGGAAAAAUGGCUGAAUUUUUCUGUGAGUUGGUGGUCACCUAACAUAAUUGUUUGUGGUGCUCUCGCUGUAAAGCCUAUUUGAAAUCGGACACUGUGGUGAGAUUAACAACAAGAUUACCUUUAAACCGGUAUAAGAUACAUGUAUGUUUGAGGAAUUUUAAUUAUGAGAUUUCUGUUGUUUUUGAAUUUGUUGCCCUGCACUUUCACUGGCUGUUGUCAUAUCAUCCCAUUAACGGGAUUGCAGCCCUUUUAAUCAUUAGAAAACAGUUUUGCAAUUAUGUUAGCACAGCUGAAAACGUUUGUGCUGAUUAAACAAGCAAUAAAAUUGUCCUUCUUAAAGACUUGUUGAAUAUCUGGAGCAUUAGCAUUCGUGUCUUUGAUUAGAGGCUCAAAUGGCCAAAAACAAAUAACUUUCUAAAACUCAUCAGUCUAUUCUUGUUCUGAGAAAUGAAGGCUAUUCCAUGGUAGAAAUUGCCAAGAAACUGAAGAUCUCGUGCAAUGCUAUGUACUACACCCUUCACAGAACAGUGCAAACGGGCUCUAACCAGAAUAGAAAGACCACGGUUUACAGUUGCAAACCGUGGUCUGGCUUUUUAUAUGCUGGUUUUGGAGCAGUGGCUUCUUCCUUGCUGAGCGGCCUUUCAGGUUAUGUCAAUAUAGGACUUGUUUUACUGUGGAUGUAGAUACUUUUGUACCUGUUUCCUCCAGCAUCUUCACAAGGUCCUUUGCUGUUGUUCUGGGAUUGAUUUGCACUUUUCACACCAAAGUACAUUCAUCUCUAGGAGACAGAACACGUCUCCUUCCUGAGCGGUAUGACGGCUGCGUGGUCCCAUGGUGUUUAUACUUGCAUACUAUUGUUUGUACAGAUGAACGUGGUACCUUCAGGCAUUUGGAAAUUGAUCCUAAGGAUGAACCAGACUUGUGGAGGUCUACAAUUGUUUUCGUGAGGUCUUGGCUGAUUUCUUUUGAUUUUUCCAUGAUGUCAAGCAAAGAGGCACUGAGUUUGAAGGUAGGCCUUGAAAUACACCUCCACUAGACUGAAAUUAAGUCAGUUAGUCUACCAGAAGCUUCUAAAGCCAUGACAUACGGCUGCUAGAAUCCUGACUAGAACCAAAAAAAUGUAUCCUAUUACUCCAGUGCUAGCCUCCCUACACUGGCUUCCUGUUAAAGCAAUGGCUGAUUUUAAGGUUUUACUGCUAACCUACAAAGCAUUACAUGGGCUUGCUCCUACCUAUCUUUCCGGUUUGGUCCUGCCGUACAUACCUACACGUACGCUACGGUCACAAGACGCAGGCCUCCUAAUUGUCCCUAGAAUUUCUAAGCAAACAGCUGGAGGCACGGCUUUCUCCUAUAGAGCUCCAUUUUUAUGGAAUGGUCUGCCUACCCAUGUGAGAGACGCAGACUCGGUCUCAACCUUUAAGUCUUUACUGAAGACUCAUCUCUUCAGUGGGUCAUAUGAUUGAGUGGAGUCUGGCCCAGGAGUGUGAAUGUGAACGGAAAGGCUCUGGAGCAACGAACUGCCCUUGCUGUCUCUGCCUGUGCGUAUUAUGACAAUAUUAAAUAGCAAAGGCUUUGGUGCAGCCAGGGAAAUUGAAACUCAAUCACAGAGUUCUGACUUCUCCAACCAUGCCCAUUACAAGAUCCUCCUUCAUCUCCUUCUAUACUUUAAUAUCAGCCAUGUGUUUAUUCGGUCUCUGAUUGUAGUCAAUAUGACUGCCUGGGGAACUAUUGUGUUUUCUAUGGCAACAACAUCUUCCUGAUCUUCCUGUCUGGGUUGGCGCCCCCCCUUGGGUUGUGCGGUGGCGGAGAUCUUUGUGGGCUAUACUCAGCCUUUUCUCAGGAUUGUAAGUUGGUGGUUGAAGAUAUCCCUCUAGUGGUGUGGGGGUUGUGCUUUGGCAAAGUGGGUGGGGUUAUAUCCUUCCUGUUUGGCCCUGUCCGGGGGUAUCAUCGGAUGGGGCCACAGUGUCUCCUGACCCCUCCUGUCUCAGCCUCCAGUAUUUAUGCUGCAGUAGUUUGUGUCAGGGGGCUAGGGUCAGUUUGUUAUAUCUGGAGUACUUCUCCUGUCUUAUCUUCUCCGGUCUUCUCUCUUUCUCUCUCUCUGAGGACCUGAGCCCUAGGACCAUGCCUCAGGACUACCGGCCAUGAUGACUCCUUGCUGUCCCCACUCCACCUGGCUGUGCUGCUGCUCCAGUUUCAACUGUUCUGCCUGCGGCUAUGGAACCAUGACCUGUUCACUGGACGUGCUACCUGUCCCAGACCUGCUGUUUUCAACUCUCUAGAGACAGCAGGAGCGGUAUAGAUACUCUUAAUGAACGGGUAUGAAAUGCCAACUGACAUUUACUCCUGAGGUGCUGACUUGCUGCACCCUCGACAACUACUGUGAUUAUUAUUAUUUGACCAUGCUGGUCAUUUAUGAACAUUUGAACAUCUUGGCCAUGUUCGUUUAUAAUCUCUACCCGGCACAGCCAGAAGAGGUCUGGCCACCCCUCAUAGCCUGGUUCCUCUCUAGGUUUCUUCCUGGGUUUUGGCCUUUCUAGGGAGUUUUUCCUAGCCACCGUGCUUCUACACCUACAUUGCUUGCUGUUUGGGGUUUUAGGCUGGUACAGCUGAUGUAAGAAGGGCUUUAUAAAUACAUUUGAUUUGAUAACAUAAUUUUCUGCAAUUUUCCAACCUGUUUAAAGGCACAGUCAACUUAGUGUAUGUAAACUUCUGACCCACUGGAAUUGUGAUACAGUGAAUUGUAAGUGAAAUAAUCUGUCUGUAAACAAUUGUUGGAAAAAUUACUUGUCAAUGCACAAAGUAGAUGUCCUAACCAGCUUGCCAAAACUAUAGUUUGUUAACAAGACAUUUGUGGAGUGGUUGAAAAACGAGUUUUAAUGACUCCAACCUAAGUGUAUGUAAACUUCUGACUUCACCUGUAUAUACGGUGCAUUCGGAAAGUAUUCAGACCCCCUUUUUCACAUUUUGUUACUUUACAGACCUAUUGUAAAAUGUAUUCAAUAAUUUUUCAAUAAUGCAUCCUGUUUCCAUUGAUUAUCCUUGAGAUGUUUCUACAACUUGAUUGGAGUCCACCUGUGGAAGGAUUUUUUUUUUCAAAUUGUAAAAGCAUUGAAGGUCCCCAACAACAGCAGUGGCCUCCAUCAUUUUUAAAUUGAAGAAGUUUGGAAUCACCAAGAUUAUUCCUAGAGCUGGCCGCUAGGCCAAACUGGGCAACCGGGAGAGAAGGGCCUUGGUCAGGGAGGUGACCAAGAACCCGAUGUUCCUCCGGAGAUGGGAGAACCUUCCAGAAGGACAGCCAUCUCUGCAGCACUUCACCAAUCAGACUUUUAUGGUAGAGUGGCCAGAUGGAAGCCACUCCUCAGUAAAAAUGCACGACAGCUCGCUUGGAGUUUGCUAAGAGGCACCUAAAGGACUUUGACCAUGAGAAACAAAAUUCUCUGGUCUGAUGUUAGAUUGAACUCUUUGGCCUGAAUGCCAAGCGUCACAUCUGGAGGAAAACUGGCACCAUCCCUACGGUGAAACAUUGUGGUGGCAGCAUUAUGCUGUGGGUAUGUUUUUCAGCGGCAGGGACUGGGAGACUAGUCAGGAUCGAGGGAAAGAUGAACGGAGCAAAGUACAGAGAUCCUUGAUGAAAACCUGCUCAGGAUCUCAGACUGGGGGCAAAGGUUCACCAUCCAACAGGACAACGACUCUAAGCACAAAGCCAAGACAAUGCAGGAGUGGCUUCGGGACAAGUCUCUGAAUGUCCUUGAGUGGCCCAGCCAGAGCCUGGACUUGAACCUGAUCGAACAUCUCUGGAGUGACCUGAAAGUAGCUCUGCAGAGAUGCUCCCCAUCCAACCUGACAGAGCUUGAGAGGAUCUGCAGAGAAGAAUGGGAGAAACUCCCCAAAUACAGGUGUGCCAAGAAGACUCAAGGCUGUAAUCGCUGCCGAAGGUGCUUCUACAAUGUACUGAGUAAAGGGUCUGAAUACCUAUGUGAUAUUUCAGUUGUUUUCUUUUUAUACAUUUGCAAAAAUGUAUAAAAAGCUGUUUUUACUUUGUGAUUAUGGGGUAUUGUGUGUGUGGUUCAACUUUAGAAUAAGACUGUAAUGUAGAAAAUUGUGGGGAAAGUCAAGGGGUCUGAAUACUUUUCGAAUGUACUGUAUGUAUAUUGUUUUUAUUGUAGUCUCGAGAGAACAGAAUAUUUAUCAUACUUACGUUGGUGCGGCUGGCUCAUCAUCUUCGUCACAAGGGGAGAGAAGAGGGGAAAGAGCACAAAAACAAUGGAAUAUUAGACAACAUGGUCGUCCCUCAAGUGUCCAACACUGCUCUCAUAUUUUCUUUCAAAUGUUGAUGUUAACAUCUUAACUGUAAUUAAAUAUCAAAUGGAUUCAAUUAAAUGAUUGUUACAUGACUGUAGCAGUUAAAAAGUUAGUCAUAUCACGUCAGUGUGAACUAUUGCAAAUUUGCAACUGAUGUUAACAUUUUCAAUGUUUCGGUUUUCUUCAAGUUCCCUUGUGGAUCCCGCGGUAUGGGUCUUUUGCAUGGGUUGUUCCCAAGUUCCAUUUGUCAUUACAGAAUGCUGAAGUUAUAGGAAUAAAGUGAACUUUUUUUAAGUCUC